AUGUUUCGCAAAGCACUUGCUUUAGGAAGAAUUCCAUCUGAAAGAGUUGAAGUAUUCCCAAAUUGUCAGAGAAUUGGACUUGGGAACUUUUUCGAUUUGGAACCUUCGAAAGAAUAUUGUCUUGACUUUGGCUAUUUCAUUGCAAGCAACAAAACAAACUAUGAAGUCACUGCAAAAUAUAUUUCGAAAGAAAAUUCAGAAAUAAAUGAACCUGUAAUAGUAAAAAAUCCUUUUGUGGUCUCAUACGACUCAUCUAAUUAUGACAUACAAUCGAAAGUUAAAUGUUUAGAAAUUUCUGGGGGUUGCAAAAUACAAAUUUUUAAAGUUCACCCUUCAAUUAAUUCGUCAGAAUCGUGGGAAGAAGAUGGAAUUAUCAAAAAUAUAAAUCAAAUCGUAUAUUCAUAUUUUUCAACAAAAUCCUCAGAUUCAUUAUCAUUUGAAGUUAAACAAAUAUAUGGAAGCUCAGAAGUAAAUAAUAAAAAAGAAUUAAAUUGUUUUAUCCAAACAGUUAUUUAUCAAAAUGCUGACAAUUCUAUUAAAGAAAUUACUCGUGCAUCUACAAAUGAAAACAUCAAAGCUAUCAUUUCGGAGGAUGAUUUAUCAAAUGUUAAAACUUUUACUGUUUCAGUCGAAUUUCCAGACAUUGAUUUUGAAAAAUCUGCAAAAGAUGAAGGAACUAUUACUUUAAAUUUAAAUAAAAAAACAGAUCCGCCAGAAGAAGAAGAAAUGCUUUUUGAAAAAGAUAAGCAAUAUAUUGUAUAUGGUGAAAAUAAAAUAAAAUCUCGAAGCGAAAUUGAAGUAGAAACAAAUACUACAAGCAAAGAGAUAAGCGAUCCUAAUAAUCCAAACGGAUCUCGUAACAACAAUCCAACGAUAACUCAGAAACCAUCCAAAUUAACUGGUUGGCAGAUCGGACUAAUAAUUGUUGGUGUCAUAGCUGUUAUCGCCAUUAUUAUUGUUGUUGCAGUUAUCUUUAUUAAGAAAGGAAAGAAUGGUUCAAAAUCUGGUUCCGGAUCAGGUGAAAACGUAUGA
Trichomonas vaginalis G3 is the source of this 1032-nucleotide messenger RNA. RefSeq names its product glycoprotein 38 family. Lineage: Eukaryota; Parabasalia; Trichomonadida; Trichomonadidae. The record is from RefSeq and is a predicted model, not a curated record. The transcript has a single exon. Bases 1 to 1032 code for a protein of 343 amino acids.